UAAAAUAAUCAUCAUGUCUGCCAGUAAUAUAAGAAAUCUGUCAACUAAGAAACCACAUAAAAAGACUACAAUUGGCUAUAGUGAACAAUGUUUUCCAGGUGUUUACGGCACAUUACGAUUUUAUGAUACACUAACACCCGAUGAACAAAUGGGUGCACUGAAAGCAUUUAUUUAUGCGCAAAUCUCUCGUUUUACGCUCUAUCAAGGAUGUAUUGGUGAAAGACAUUCAUUUCUUUUAUUAACUACAACUAAAGUAGUUGAUUGUUUAACACAAACUUGUCUGCCAUAUUUAAAUAUACGUGGAAUACAUAGUGCUACAUUUUAUGCUAUUUCAAAUUACCGGUCAUUAAUGUCCGUUGAUUUAUAUAUUGAAAAAUUUCUGCCAGAUUUCCUUAGAGUUUUAUCUAGUGAGAAAUAUAAGAAUAAUUAUCCAAUGAUGAAAUUAAGUCAAAUGUUUGAUAUCAUGCUAAAACCGUUGUUUGAUGACUCACAAAAACGUAAAUGUACAAUAAAGAAUAGAUCAGUGAUAAACUUUACACAAUCCUAUCGUAAUAUGUUUGCUACACGUACAGAAUUAUUAUCAUCUCAUGGAAGAGUAUCAUGGGACGCACAUUCUGAAAAUACAUCAACAACAUCGAGUUAUUCAACACAUAAAGGUUCGAAAAUCAGCCCAAUAUAA
Molecule: messenger RNA, 679 nt
Organism: Trichobilharzia regenti
Lineage: Eukaryota; Metazoa; Platyhelminthes; Trematoda; Strigeidida; Schistosomatidae
Source: the annotation of a GenBank genome assembly